AUGACCCCCAUCAUGAAUGCGAGAAGAAAAGUAUUUCUACAUGACUUUCAUUUGGAAAAAAAUGGGAAGAUGGUGAAUUUUGCCGGCUUUGAAAUGCCGCUACAGUAUUCUGACAUGAGCAUCAGUGAAUCUCAUAAGCAUACUCGGGAACACGUCAGUGUCUUUGAUGUCUCUCACAUGAUGCAAACUAAAAUCACUGGGACUGAUAGAAUUCAAUUCAUGGAAAGUCUGGUUGUAGCAGAUGUCGAUGGUCUAAAAGAAAAUCAAAGUACCCUUACACUGUUUACAACUGAAAAUGGAGGAAUAAUUGAUGACUUAAUUGUUACGAAGACAGACACGGAUCAUUUAUAUGUUGUCUCUAACGCCGGAUGUGCGGAGAAAGAUUUGAAACAUAUGCAAAGUAAAAAAGAAGAAUUUAAACGGAAUGGAGGUAAUGUGGAGAUAGAAGUUUUAGGAAAUCGAGCUUUGCUUGCUGUUCAAGGUCCUGGAAUGGCGAAAGUUUUACAACCUUUUGUAGAAUGUAAUUUAAGUUCUUUGACUUUUAUGACAUCUAUUGUCACAUCCGUUUGUGGAGUUGAUGACUGCAGAAUAACUCGAUGCGGAUACACUGGCGAAGAUGGAGUUGAAAUAUCUAUUCCAUGUGAUAAAAGUAGACUCAUUUUGACUAGCUUACUUGAUUCGAAAUUGGAUGAUGUAAGACUUGCUGGCUUAGGAGCACGAGACACGUUGAGAUUGGAAGCCAGUUUAUGCUUGUACGGCAAUGAUAUAACAGAGGAUACAACUCCAAUUGAAGCAAGUCUUGCCUGGACUAUAAGUAAGAAAAGACGGGAAAAGGCCAACUUCCCUGGAGCCAGUGUAAUUUUACAGCAGCUAAAAGACAAACCGAAGAGAAAGAGGGUUGGUUUUGUUUCUACGGGGCCUUGUCCAAGAAACUCCUGUAAAAUUUUAAAUGCCGAAGGAAAUGAAAUAGGCGAAAUCACAAGUGGAUGUCCAUCACCUUGCUUAAAUAAAAACAUCUCAAUGGGAUAUAUAGAAACUGCAUCAUCGAAAAUUGGUACAAAAGUGAACUUUUUAGUGCACAAGAAGAAAGUUGAGGGAGUUAUCGUUAAGAUGCCAUUUGUUCCUACAAAAUAUUACAUAAAGUAGCUUUUUUUCCAACGAAAGGCAAAUUGAGUCCAACGUUUCCAAAGGAUACAAACUACAUUUCCUUUUUUAUUGAAUUGUAUUUUCAUGUUGGGUUUUUAAGCUUGCAUUAGAAUCCGGAUUAUAAAAAACCCUCUCAAUAAAAAACAUCGAUUAAUCAGGAUUUUUAAGGAAAUGAUUAAAAAAGGAAAUGAACCAGUCUUUUCUUAUUUGAUUGACUAAAUUGAAGUCUUUGCUUAUUUUACAUUUUGUCAGUUUUAAUUUAUUUUAAUCGAAACUAACAAUUAGUAUGAAGUAAGCAUAAGUACAUUAUUGAAUUAGUUCAAUCGACGGAACGUAUUUAAAAACAAUUUUUUAAGUUUUUAACCAGCAAAAUAUUUAAUAAGGGACAUUCACUGUAGCUUUAUCUUAUGCAUAGACUUAGUGUUUUGAUAAAAUAUACUUAUUUUAUCACACAAGUAAAAUGUUUUCGGUAACGAAGUGAAACAUUGUUUUUAAUAUCUCCUGUUAAUAUGAAUUUUAGUUAUCCUGAAGCAUGCUAGGUCCCAAUUCAUUUGUAUUAACAGUUUUAUGUUGUAACAUAGAUUAUGAAAAUAUAAAAGCUACUUG
This is a messenger RNA of Uloborus diversus, 1752 nucleotides long. RefSeq names its product aminomethyltransferase, mitochondrial-like. The transcript is spliced from 6 exons. Lineage: Eukaryota; Metazoa; Arthropoda; Arachnida; Araneae; Uloboridae. Gene Ontology annotation, cellular component: mitochondrion. Gene Ontology annotation, biological process: glycine catabolic process. The record is from RefSeq and is a predicted model, not a curated record. Gene Ontology annotation, molecular function: aminomethyltransferase activity; protein binding. Bases 1 to 1146 code for a protein of 381 amino acids.